Messenger RNA from Suricata suricatta (meerkat), 1042 nucleotides. Its product is annotated as guanylate-binding protein 4-like. NCBI's taxonomy places the organism in Eukaryota, Metazoa, Chordata, Mammalia, Carnivora, Herpestidae. The transcript is spliced from 6 exons. The coding region runs from base 263 to 742 and encodes 159 amino acids. The record is from RefSeq and is a predicted model, not a curated record. Gene Ontology annotation, molecular function: GTPase activity; GTP binding.
CCUCAGGUUUUUUUCAGCUUCUGUGGGAGAAGAAAACAGAGCAAGGGUGAGCUAAGACGCACCUGGCUGCUCAUUCUUAAACAGACCAGCAAUACUACGGCUCAGCGCUGCGGAUUCUGGUGACCCUAGUGGAUGCAGAGUGUUUCCUCGUCUGAAGAACACAGUGACACCGGUGUCCUAGUGUGAGGACUCAGUGGCUCUGCAGAAAGAAGGUUCCCAAAUUGUCCUGGCAGUACCACACCUGGACAAUACAGAGCCUCCCAUGGAGCAGCUCCCCCAAAAUGUUGAGGAGUUACAGCAGAUGUACAGGGACUUGCUGCAGGUGAAGAAGGAACUAGAGGAAAUGCACAGGCAGAAAGAUGAGCUUCUCAGUCGAGCACAAAGAGACUUGGCAGAGGAGCGAGCCAAGAGAGAGACAGCUGAGAAGGAAAAGCAGCUUCUUGAGGAAAGGUAUAAAAAGCAGUUACAGAUUCUAGAAAUUUUCCAGCAAUCCAUGGACUAUAUGAAAGAGGAAAUGGAAGAGAAAGACAGACGUCUGAGAGAGCAGGAUAAGAGGAUUCAGAGGCUGGAGGCCCAAAUGAAAAUUAUGACUGGUAAUGAGCAACAUACUGAAACUGACUUGUUUCAGUCAGUGGAAAACGAUAAUAGAGAAGAUACAUCACAGCCUUCAUUGUUUCAUCAAAUUCGUGACCUGCUAAAAGAGUUGCGUUUACUAAUGGCCAAGUGUUUCUGUUGUAUGUAAUUUCAGAUACCUGUGCACAGUAUGCAGACUUCGAACAACCUCUAUGAUCCUCACCUUUAUGUUGCAGACUGGUUUCUCCAUGAAGUCUUGGAUUUCCUGAAUCCUCUACUGGGCAGGGUGGCCCUCCUUUGUGAUCUCAUUGUACUCAUGGCAUAAUUUUUAAAAUUUAAAUUGCCCAUUUACUCUGUUUCAUUGAUGAUACCUCACUACGUGGGACAAAUUUAUCUUUAUCAUUAUAAUCUUAGCACCUAUUUCCAUGUCCAAUGCUUGAUCAGUAAAGUCAGGAAAAUGAUAAUUGAA